Molecule: messenger RNA, 3780 nt
Organism: Anolis sagrei ordinatus
Lineage: Eukaryota; Metazoa; Chordata; Lepidosauria; Squamata; Anolidae
Gene: TMEM150A
Product: transmembrane protein 150A
Biological process (GO): protein localization to plasma membrane
Cellular component (GO): plasma membrane
Source: RefSeq, a predicted model, not a curated record
GCCCCGCCCCCUGGCGCCAAGGAGGAGGAAGAGCGGGCAGGGCGAGGCCGGCUUGGCCUGGCCCUUCUUCGCAGAGGACGGAAGGAAAGGGAGAAGGAAGGGAAGCAAGAAGGGAAGAGGAACGGAGCUGCCUUCGGAUGGUUCCCUCGGAAGGAGGCUUUGCGUCGUAGCCGCACCCCCUUUUCUCCCCUCCCUCCCUCCCUCCCCUCUCCUCCCCCUCCCUUCCCCUUCCCCUUCCUCCCCCCUCUCCCGCUCUCAGUCUCCCCUCCCCACACGGUGGACGCUGUGGACCUCCACUCACUAAUGACAGCGUGGAUCGUUCUCCCCAUUAGCCUCUCUGCCUUCUCAAUCACAGGGAUAUGGAUCGUGUAUGCCAUGGCGGUGAUGAACCACCACGUCUGCCCCGUUGAGAACUGGUCCUACAAUGAGUCCUGUGCCGGUGACCCUGCCAAACAUGGCUACCCCAAAACCUGCUGCACCCUGGAAGACGUCCCUUUGAUCAGCAAAUGUGGCACCUACCCUCCUGAAAGCUGCCUUUUCAGCCUUAUUGGGAAUAUUGGAGCAUUCAUGGUGGUCAUGAUCUGCUUCCUGCGCUAUGGACAGCUGGUUGAGCAGAGCCACAGCUCCUGGGUGAACACUACAGCCCUCAUCACGGGCUGCACCAACGCUGCUGGCCUGGUCAUGGUGGGCAACUUCCAGGUGGACUAUGCCAAAUCUCUUCACUACAUUGGGGCCGGGGUUGCCUUCCCGGCCGGGCUGCUCUUUGUCUGCCUCCAGUGCGUCCUCUCCUACCACACCGCCGCCUCCGCCCUGGACUUCUGGAUGGCACACCUCCGUGUCUUCCUCAACACCGUGGCCUUAAUCUCCCUCGUCCUCAGCGGCAUCUUCUUCAUCCACGAGAGCUUCGUCUUACAGCACCUGGCGGCCAUCUGCGAAUGGGUCUUUGUCAUCGACAUCCUGGUCUUCUACGGCACCUUCACCUACGAGUUUGGCUCCGUUUCCACCGAGACCCUGGUGGCCGCCCUGCAGCAGGCCCACGGCCGUGGGUGCAAAUCCCCCGGCAGCAGCAGCACUUCCACGCACCUCAACUGCAACCCCGAGAGCAUCGCCAUGAUCUGAGCAGGGAAAGGGGGGGGGGGGGAUAAGAUGGACAUAUGGACAGAGGGACACCCCCCAUGGGGCUGCCUUUCUAGAGUUUCCCCCAAUGGGGGAAGAGAGAAGCACCUUUGCCCCUCCCUCCCACCCUGUUAUAAUUUUGUAUCAAAAGGGUUUUGCCAACAGUUGUCCGCCUUUCAAGGCCACUGGACCCUGUUGUCCAUCGCUGGCUCCAAAUGAGUAAACAUGGUGCCACGGGAUGCAGAUCCUUGCUCUCCAAAGUGAGAGGGGUAUGGUUUCGGCACCACAAAAGUGCAGGAUCCAAGCCGUUGCCUCUUCCUCCAUCACGAUAAUGGCAAGUCCUUCCUGAAUCAUGGCAGCCUUCUGCUCUGCCCCCCUUCCUUGCAGGGCCCAGUGUGUCAGUGCCAAAGGGAGACUCUCCCCUUUCCAAUCCUUCCCGUGGGAUACAGGGUGCAGAAGGGAGGCCCGUCAAAGGGAAGGAUUGCCUCUCACUGCCAGACCCCACUUUGGCCCCUUUCUCAGAGUCAGCCAGCAGAACGUCAGCAAACCAAGGGGCCUCCCAAUACACACACAUACACACAUAUAUACUGUAUUUCUUCGAUUCGGAGGCCCCACCUGCACGGCAUUAUAAUGUGGUUUAGCUACAUUGAACUGCAUAAUAUGAAUCUAUACUGCCAUACAAUGCAGUUCAGCUGCAUGAUAAGAGUCGACACUGCCAUACAGUGUGGUUCAAUUGCAUUAUAUGAAUCUACAGUGCAGUUCACUUGCAUUAUGAGUCUACACUGCCACAUAAUGCAGUUCAAAUGCAUUGAGUCUACAGUGCAGUUCAGCUGCCUGAUAUGAGUUUACACUGCCAUUCAGUGCAGUUCAAAUGCAUUAUAUGAGGCUGCACUGCCAUACAAUGCAGUUGAGUUGCAUUAUAUGAGUCUAUAGUGCAUUUCAAAUGCAUUAUUUGAGGCUGCACUGUCAUACAAUGUAGUUGAGUUGCACUAUGAGUACACUGCCAUACAAUGUAGUUUAGCUGCAUUAUGAGUCUACACUGCCAUACAAUGCAGUUGAGUUGAAUUAUAUGAGUGUACACUGCCAUACAGUGCAGUUCAAUUGGAUUAUAUGAAUCUACAAUGCAGUUGAGUUGCACUAUAUGAGGCUGCACUACAAUUCAAUGCAGUUCCGCUGCAUUACGUCUACACUGCCAUACAGUGCAGUUCAGUUGCAUUAUAUGAAUUUACAAUGCAGUUCACUUGCAUUAGAUGAGGCCGCACUACCAUUCAGUGCGGUUCAGCUCCAUUAUAUGAGUCUACACUGCCAUACAGUGCAGUUCAGUGUAGUUCUAUUGCAUUAUAUGAAUCUAUAGUGCAGUUCAGCUCAAUUAUAUGAGUCUGCACUGCCAUAUAAUGCAGUUCAACGCAGUUAAGUUGCAUUAUAUGAGUCUGCGCUGCCAUAUAAUGCAGUUCAACAGUUAAGUUGCAUUAUAUGAGUCUGCACUGCCAUAUAAUGCAGUUCAAUGCAGUUAAGUUGCGUUAUAUGAGUCUGCACUGCCAUAUAAUGCAGUUCAACGCAGUUAAGUUGCGUUAUAUGAGUCUGCACUGCCAUAUAAUGCAGUUCAGCGCAGUUAAGUUGCAUUAUAUGAGUCUGCACUGCCAUAUAAUGCAGUUCAGCGCAGUUAAGUUGCAUUAUAUGAGUCUGCACUGCCAUAUAAUGCAGUUCAAUGCAGUUAAGUUGCGUUAUAUGAGUCUGCACUGUCAAAUAAUGCAGUUCAACGCUGUUAAGUUGCGUUAUAUGAGUCUGCACUGUCAUAUAAUGCUGUUCAACACAGUUAAGUUGCAUUAUAUGAGUCUGCACUGCCAUAUAAUGCAGUUCAAUGCAAUUAAGUUGCAUUAUAUGUCUGCACUGCUAUAUAAUGCAGUUCAACACAGUUAAAUUGCAUUAUAUGAGUCUGCACUGCCAUAUAAUGCAGUUCAGCGCAGUUAAGUUGCAUUAUAUGAGUCUACAACAGCAGUUCAAAAUGUGCCAUUUGCAAAGCGCAGAGAAAUUGCAACCCUCAGAUGAAUCCCAUUUUGAGAUGUGGCUCUAUGGGAAAGCGUACAUCUUGGGAUCGAAGUAAUAUGGUAGUAUAUACAGGGCGUCCCAAAAAACCGUAUACACACUUUAAAAGCUAAUCACUCAAUUGAUGAGGGUUUUUUUUCCAGGAGCAUUUCAAAAUGAAUUUCCUUUGUUCAAAGCUUAGUAUGACUUCCAUUAGUAAUUCCAAUAGGUUUAACCUGGGCUAAAAAGCAACAUCAAUUGAGCUAUCAACUUCCAAAGGAUGUAUACAUUUUUUUUGGGACACCCUGUAUAUAUCGUAACAAUUGGGCCUGACGUUUAGCCAAGCAAAACCAGGGUGCUUCCAGAUACAGAGAUGCCCCAGAAUGGACUUCCGUGGGGCUGCUGUUACGCCCCCCACCACCCCCUUGUAUCUGACACAUUACACCGCCACCUUCUUAAUUCGCCAACGUCCCACAAGCAAGGCAGGUCUCCAGUUUGGGAUGCCGAGGAGGAAGAGAGGAAGGAGCACCUCUUGUCCUCGGUCUGGAUGGUUUGGGUGAGAUGUUUUAGUAUUUUUUAGAAACUUUUUUAUAUAUCUCUCGCUAUAUAUAAAAUGUGUAUAAAAAGAGUUGUAUUGGA